AUGAGUUACUACGAAGAGCCUCAGCGCACUCGUCGCUACGUGCGCGAGGAGCGUCGUGAGGAGAGAAUUGAUCCCCGUUAUGCCGACGAAGGCUAUCUUAAAGUUCACCAAACCCGCGAGAUCAUUCCUCGUGCCCGAGAGAACAGCGAGCUCUCUAUUGAAGAAGUCCGCCGAGACUUCCCCCCUCCCGGCUAUAGAGAUUCCCGGAGAACUCGGUCAGCAGAACCCGGCUACUACGACGACCCCCGCUAUGACGACCGGGACCGAUACUACGAUCGCGAGUAUGAUCGUCGCAGCCGGAAAGCUGGCAGCCUCGUCUACGCCGAAGAGGAGAGGUCUCGUAAGCGCGUUAUCAACCAACAAGAAAAGAUUCUGGCUGCUGUUGCCGGUGCGGCCUUAGCCUUUGGCGGCAAGGAGCUUUACGAUAGAAAGGAAGCCAAGGAACACCGCGGCGAAAUCGAGAGAAACUACCUGACUUCGGCGGCAUUGGGAGCAGCUGGGGCUCUUGCCGGCUACCAGGGCGCAGAGUACUACGGCAAGCGCAAGGAAAAGGAGGAGGACAAGUCCACCUAUGUCAUGCAUCGCGGCCGUGACGGUCGAGUCACCGAAUACUACUCCGACGAGGAGGGAGACAGGGAGAAAAAGGGUCACAAAUCUUUCUUGGAGAACGCUCUCGCAGCCUCUGGUCUGGGAGUUGCUGUCAAAGCUCUCACAGGCGCCAGUGGUGGCGACGACCGGCGUAGCGACACUAGAAGCCGACGAGGCAGCCCUGACUCGAGAUCUUCUCGGUCCAAGUCUCGAGGACCCGGAAAUGAAGCCGCCAGCAAGAUGCAGAAGGCUGCCAUGGCUUCUCUCAUUGCCGGAGCCACUGAGGCUUUCCGUGUUGCGAAGGAGCCCGGCGGCUGGAAGGGCGAGAAGACAAAGCGCAUCAUCACUGCUGCCGCUGGUGCGGCUACCAUCGACGCUGCACAAGGCGGCGAGAAACAGAGCAAGUUGGGCCUGGCCGAAUCCGUCAUCGGUGGUCUGGUGGGUAACCGGGUCAUCAACGGAUCCAAGCGCAACAUCGAGGAGGACCGCCGAACCGGACGAAGCCGAUCGAGGUCGCGCGCUCGCUCUGACGGCGGAGGCGGCGGACCGGGCUUGGCUGCUCUGGCAACUGCCGGUCUAGGUGCCUUUGGCGCAAAGAAGGCUAUCGAGAACGUGCGGUCCCGGAGCCGUGGCCGUAGCGCCGACUCUUAUGACAGCCGUGCCUCUAGCCGCGAUGGUCGCGACAAACCCCGCCAACGCAGCAGAAGCCGCAGUGUUGUCGACUCUGCACGGAAGCGACUCGCCAAGAUUGGCAUUGGCAGCAACCCGGAGGAAAAGGAGAGAGAGAAGUAUGGCCGAGAUGAUUACUACGAUGACGACCGUAGCUCUCGACGCGGCGGCAUGACCCGGAGAUACUCUGAUGAAUACGACGACUACGACAGGGGAUCCGCACGUGGUGGACGCGACGCAUACGACGAUGACAGAUCGUCAUACACGAGCCGGCGCCGAGACCGAUCUCGCCGCAGGGGAGGAAAGUCGGACACCAGUUCCGAAUCGGAUCUUGGAGACUCGGACGAUGAUGCGAAGCGCGCAAGGAAAAUGAGAGGUAAGCAAGUCAUUACAACCGGCCUAGCGGCCGUUGCCACCAUUCACGCGGCACAUGGGGUCUAUCAAAGUAUGGAGAAACGCAAUUCAAGGCAGAAGGCUGUGAAGGAAGGGCGGCUCAGCCCAGAGGAGGCGAAAAAGCUCAAAACCAAGGCUCUCGUGCAAGACGCCGCCUCUGUUGGAAUCGCUGCCCUCGGUAUCAAGGGUGCCUGGUCUGAGCUUAAGGAAGCCAAAGAGAUGACACACGAAUGCAAGGAAUUCCAACACGAGAAGGAAAUCCGACACCAGAAACGACUUGAGCGGCAGAAGAGGCUCACCGACGGCCAUGGUGGUCGACGGAGUAGGGCUGACGACUGGUCUCAUGCUGGUUCUCCACGAGGAGAGCGGUAUGACUAUGGUUCAACUUACUACGACGAUAACCCGUACUCUUCCGGGCACCUGCCUGCACCUCCUGUUGGUUAUGACGACAGGAGAUACAGAGACUGA
This is a messenger RNA of Colletotrichum abscissum, 2118 nucleotides long. RefSeq lists its product as uncharacterized. The record is from RefSeq and is a predicted model, not a curated record. The coding region runs from base 1 to 2118 and encodes 705 amino acids. NCBI's taxonomy places the organism in Eukaryota, Fungi, Ascomycota, Sordariomycetes, Glomerellales, Glomerellaceae. The transcript has a single exon.